AUGAGAAACAUAGUUAUAUUUAGAAGUGUCUGGAGAUGGAUUGCGAUGGCAAUUCCAAAAACAAAAAUAGAGAACAAGAAUAGGAUUAUUGAAGCUUUGCCGAUUUUUUGUACUCUAAUGGCAUUGUCACCGGCCCACAUUACAAGUCUGACUUCUUCAAGAAAAUCUAGGUAUUUAACAUCUGAGUCUGUAUCCAGCUAA
Molecule: messenger RNA, 201 nt
Organism: Heterostelium album PN500
Lineage: Eukaryota; Evosea; Eumycetozoa; Acytosteliales; Acytosteliaceae
Exons: 2
Coding region: 1-201 (66 amino acids)
Source: RefSeq, a predicted model, not a curated record